UUGGCACAAACAUGAAAAUCUUCCUCAUUGCUGUGGCCUUUGUGGGCCUGGUUGCCGCCGAUGUCAGUCACCUCAAGCUAGGCCAGUCCGCCGACGGUGGCUACGGCUUCUCGACCUCCUCCUCCUCAUCAUCAUCGUCGUACUCCUCGGGUUCCGUGGUUCCCGGAGGCGACUCGAGUUCUUAUCAGCCCGCUGAGUACACUCCUGCCCAUCUCAAGGCUUCGGUGGCCUAUGGAGCUUCUGCGGCUUCUGGAUCUGCUGAGGCUGCUGAGGUAGUUCCUGGUGGAGAUUCCAGCUCUUACCAGCCCGCUGAAUACACUCCCGGCCAUCUCAAGUCCACCUCUGUGGCUUAUGGAGCUUCUGGAUCCUCUCAAGCCUCCGAAGUUGUUCCUGGCGGCGAUUCUUCAUCCUACCAGCCUGCUGAAUACACUCCUGCCCAUCUGAAGGCCGCUGAGGUUGUUCCUGGUGGAGAUUCUAGUUCCUACCAGCCCGCUGAGUACACUCCUGCCCAUCUGAAGGCUUCCGAAGUUGUUCCUGGCGGCGAUUCUUCAUCCUACCAGCCUGCUGAAUACACUCCUGCUCAUCUGAAGGCCGCUGAGGUUGUUCCUGGUGGAGAUUCUAGCUCCUACCAGCCGGCUGAAUACACUCCCGCUCAUCUCAAGUCCUCCUCUGUGGCUUAUGGAUCAUCUGAUGCUUCCGAAGUGGUUCCUGGAAGCGACUCGAGCUCGUACCAGCCCGCUGAAUACACACCAGCUCAUCUAAAGGCUUCUGUGGUCUCUGGAGCUUCCGAAGCUGCUGAAGUUGUUCCUGGUGGAGAUUCCAGCUCUUACCAGCCAGCAGAGUACACUCCUGCGCAUCUGAAGACUUCCGUUCCAGCUGCCAUCGGUGCUGAUACCGCUGCUCCGGUUCCUGCUGCCAUUGGAGCCGACACUUACACCCCGGAGAAGUUCAUUCCCCAAGCCGAUCAAGAGGCUCACUACAAGUACAUCCAGGAGCAGCAGCAGGUCGUCGUUCCCGGAGGAGACUCCAGCUCUUACCAGCCAGCUGAGUACACUCCCGCCCACUUGAAGACUUCCGUUCCAGCUGCCAUCGGUGCUGAUACCACUGCUCCGGUUCCUGCCGCCAUCGGAGCUGACUCAUACACUCCCGAGCAGUUCAUCCCGGAAGCGGAUCGUCAGGCUCACUACAAGUACGUCCAAGAGCAGCAGCAGCAGACUGUCGUUCCUGGAGGAGACUCCAGCUCCUACCAGCCCGCUGAAUACACUCCUGCUCAUCUCAAGUCCUCCUCUGUGGCUUAUGGAGCCGCUCAAGCUGCUGAGGUUGUUCCUGGUGGCGAUUCCAGCUCCUACCAGCCCGCUGAAUACACUCCCGCUCAUCUGAAGACUUCAGUUCCAGCUGCCAUCGGUGCUGAUACCACUGCUCCAGUUCCUGCCGCCAUCGGAGCCGACGCUUACACCCCGGAGAAGUUCAUUCCCCAGGCCGAUCAAGAGGCUCACUACAAGUACAUCCAGGAGCAGCAACAGGUCGUCGUUCCUGGAGGAGAUUCUAGUUCCUAUCAGCCCGCUCAGUACACUCCUGCCCAUCUCAAGUCCUCUUCUGUGGCUUAUGAAGCCUCUCAAGCUGCUGAGGUCAUUCCUGGAGGAGAUUCCAGCUCCUACCAGCCCGCUCAAUACACUCCCGCCCACCUGAAGUCCUCCACCGUGGUGAAGAGCUCCUCCUUCGUCCAGGCAGCCCCCCAGCCCAGUCUGAUCCCCGCCUACGUCAAGGGCCAGGUGGUAUCCGCCAUCAGCAAGCAGCUCCAGGCUCCGGCGGCCAUUGGAGCCAACACCAUCACUCCUGCUCAUCUGUACGAGGAGCCCGUCUCCAACGGCAUUGAGGAGUUCAACCCGGAGACCCAUGUGCCCGUGGCGAUUGGACGCGACACCAUCACCCCGGCCCAUCUUGUGAAGACCAGCCAGGGCACUCAGUACGCCGCCAAUGGUGGUUACGUCUACUAAUAUAAGUCUGUCCCAGCCGAAGAGUCUAAUAAAUAUUAA
Molecule: messenger RNA, 2036 nt
Organism: Drosophila bipectinata
Lineage: Eukaryota; Metazoa; Arthropoda; Insecta; Diptera; Drosophilidae
Source: RefSeq, a predicted model, not a curated record